AUGACCAUCAACCGGCUCGUUAGCUUUGUGGCUAUUUUCGGCCUAUUGACGGUAGCCAGCGCCGACGAGUGGCACUACCCGACGCCCGAGUCAAAUGGUGUAAUUAAAGAUCCGGAACACUGGGGCGGCCAGUGCGACACCGGCCGGCGCCAGUCGCCGAUCGACCUGACCCACAAGGCCGCCGUCCGCGGUGACUUUUCGCCGUUCCUGUUCAGCAACUACAUGAACCCGAUCCGGAACGCCCAGCUAGCCAACACCGGUCAUUCGGUCCAAAUCGACAACAGCGACCCCUCGGUAACCCUGUACGGGGGCGGCCUGCCCGGCAAGUUCGUGCUCGACCAGAUGCACUUCCACUGGGGCUCGGAGCACACCGUCAACGGGGUCCGGUACGGGCUGGAGCUGCACAUGGUGCACCACGAUGCCCGCUACAAGACCCUCGCGGAAGCGGCCGCCGUCAAGAACGCCGUUGCCGUGCUCGGCGUCCUCUUCCACGUCGCCAACCAAGACAACUCGCACCUCGAAGUGGUACUGGAAACUUCCGACGACAUCCGGGACGUCGCCGGCAAGAGCGCCCCCCUCAAGGGUCGCCUCUCCCCCCACAACCUGCUCCCCCGCAACCGGACCGCCUUCUUCCGGUACGAGGGAUCGCUGACGACGCCGACCUGCGCCGAAUCCGUCAUCUGGACGGUGUUCACCGAGAGCCUGCCCGUCUCGCUGGACCAGGUCGAGCUGUUCAAAACCAUCCACGACGGAGCGGGCCACGAACUGGUCAACAACUACCGGUCGCUGCAGCCGUUGAACGCGAGGGCGUUGGUGUACACAACCGAUAUGACCGUGGGCGGAAGUGGUGCAGGUUUGGCGCCCGUUACGGCGAUCGUGCUGGCCGCGGUGGCGCUAGUGACCGCUGGGAGGUUGUGGUAGAGGGAGGGGGUGCUCUCUUAGUUCGAAGCCUUGACAUUGUUGUUUUUGUAGAGUGGAUUCUGUGUUUACAUUUGCCGACAUGGUGUUGACAGUUGAGGUUAGGUUCGUUGCAAAUGUAAACAAAGCGCGGGUCUGUCAAAUUUGUGUUGUGAUAGUUGUUCGGAGUAGCGAAGCUAGCGCCGGUAGUUAGCCAAAUCGAUUGUAUUUUCAUUACAGGAAGCCAUAUUUGUGGAUUUAGAUGCAUUUCGCUUUAAUAGACAUAUUUACG
Culex quinquefasciatus (southern house mosquito) is the source of this 1189-nucleotide messenger RNA. Its product is annotated as putative carbonic anhydrase 3. NCBI's taxonomy places the organism in Eukaryota, Metazoa, Arthropoda, Insecta, Diptera, Culicidae. Gene Ontology annotation, molecular function: zinc ion binding; carbonate dehydratase activity. The coding region runs from base 1 to 921 and encodes 306 amino acids. The record is from RefSeq and is a predicted model, not a curated record. The transcript has 4 exons. Gene Ontology annotation, cellular component: cytoplasm.